AUGUCUAAUGAAAAACAGAGACCGAAAAGUUUACCUACGGAGGUAUUGCUAAAGGCUAGAAGCACCUUGUUUUCACUCGGUGGCGCGUUAAAGUCAAAGGAGCAGCAUCGAAAGUCUAAAGAAUUGAAAAAGAAGAACAAAGAAAGAUUGAAAAGUUCUAAAUCGGAGCCAGAGUUUAGUGAUAUACGAAAAACAAAACACAGAAGUAGGAUCGACGAUACACCUCGUGAGUACGGUGUCAGACCUAGACCUCUUUCGGUGGGAGCAAUGAAACGGUAUGAAGACGAUGUGGAAUUUCACUGUGGAAGUUUCCAAAAAGACGCAUCUUUGCAGCGCCAGUACGACUCCACGGAUGACGUAUGUGUGCAGUCACGGCUAGUUAUCCCGAUUAUCGAAAGGCUCGGCCAAGAUCUUUCGGAUGUUAAUGAAAGACCGCGUAAAAAACUUUCUUUUCGUGAACCGGAAAUUAUUGGUAGUGCGAGCGCUACGCUAGGUCGUUCCCACAAGCUAAUGGGUGUAAAUAGCCUCACAAGAAGACCUAACAGGAUAUCGAUACGGUCUGACAUGCACUCCAGUUUAGAUGGCUUAGAUUCUGAUUUAGAGAGCCAGGCCAUGAGGAUUGUGCGCACUGUCGGGCAAGCUUUCGAGGUGUGCCAUAAGAUGCAGACAAACACACCAGAUAACCCCGCGCCUUCCACUUCAUCAGCUCCUGAUGACAUCCGCAUCGCACCCAAUAACGAGCCAUCUCCCAAAGAACCGGCCUCAGAAUGUGGUGCUUCGGAGUCAGGUGCUGCAUCAACAUCUAAGAGUGUGGAGGAGACAAAGACAAACCAGAACAGACCCAAGCAUUUGGACCUCUUGCCGCCACCGCCAAAGAAGGAAGGAAAGCGUAUAUCUCAGCACACAGCAGUUCCAAGUAUCAAUCUACCUGAUCUUCCGGAAUGUGUGACCAAAGUAGAGGUGGCAAGUACCUCUGAGGAGCACGCUACGCCACUUAGUGCGCAACACCAGCUGCAACUGUUGCGGGAGCGGCUCGAGCAACAGACGCAACAGACUCGGGCAGCUGUGGCGCAACUACUGCUGUUGCGUGAUCAGCUUGCUGCGGAACAAUCUGCUCGUUGUGAGGCUCAAGCUCGUACUCAUCAACUUCUGGUGCAUAAUAAAGAACUACUCGAGCAUAUCGCCGCUCUUGUCGCCCACUUGCAAGAGAAAGAAAAAGGUAUCAGCCGGCCAAUUAGCGCUCAACAACUGACACUCUUACCUCAGACAAAAGCUGGAGGGAGUGAAUCUGGGAAAUCUGAGAACUUCCCCGUCUGUAACGGAAAUUGUCAACCGUUCAAUAGCGAUGCUCUUAUUAACUUCAUCGCUCAAAAUAACAAAAUAACACAGAACGUUGAAAACAACAACAUAAAUCUAUCACCCUUCUGUCUAUCGCCUCAGGACAAGCCAAAUGGACCAAGCUCCGCGCCAAACUUUGGAAGUAUGAGUAAUGAACAGAUUCAGAACUACUUGAUAUCUAAAUUUCAAGAUAUGACCUUCACAAACGGCGAGACUAAAGUUAAUAACAAUAAGCAGUUUUAUCAAAACUGUAAUGCCUUCCCACAUAUUCCACCGCUUACUAAUCAUUUUAGCAACUCCGAUUUGGCGUCUCUCUUAAAUCAUCAGAUUUACAAUGAUAAAUUCAGCUCUAGUGAAGAAUAUGGAGCUCUCGCUCAGGCUAUGAGCAUUGGACAAUCGCAGAACUCUUUAUACAGCACCAGCCAAGCCACUACAUCUAAGGAUUCUUCUCCCGAUGGAUUAAGCUCUGACGAUGGUAUACCAUUUAUAAUGCCAUUAUCACAUAAUGGAACAUUAACCGCUACUGGAAAUGAUGGGCGUGUGAGGCUGAUUGUGCCAAUAAGCCCCUCUGAAAGUAAUUCUGAUGUGGGAGAGCCAUCUAAAGUGGAGGUGGAGGUGAAGAGUAAUUCGGGGAUGACUCUUAAAGUACCAGGACCUGAAUCUCUAGCGCCAGCCGCCCCGAUCACGCGCUCAACCAGCGAGAAAGUACCAAAUCGGAGCGAAAUGAUGACAGCCUUGCGAGCUCAAUGGACAAGGCAUACCACUAAG
Molecule: messenger RNA, 2106 nt
Organism: Brenthis ino (lesser marbled fritillary)
Lineage: Eukaryota; Metazoa; Arthropoda; Insecta; Lepidoptera; Nymphalidae
Source: the annotation of a GenBank genome assembly